Procambarus clarkii (red swamp crayfish) is the source of this 1068-nucleotide messenger RNA. The record is from RefSeq and is a predicted model, not a curated record. Lineage: Eukaryota; Metazoa; Arthropoda; Malacostraca; Decapoda; Cambaridae.
AUGGACACAUUACAACUGCUCAAAGCUUAUGGACACAUUACAACUGCUCAAAGCUUACGGACACAUUACAACUGCUCAAAGCUCAUGGACACAUUACAACUGCUCAAAGCUUACGGACACAUUACAACUGCUCAAAGCUCAUGGACACAUUACAACUGCUCAAAGCUCAUGGACACAUUGCAAAUGUUGAAAUGUUACGGACACAUUACAACUGCUCAAAGCUUAUGGACACAUUACAACUGCUCAAAGCUCAUGGACACAUUACAACUGCUCAAAGCUUACGGACACAUUACAACUGCUCAAAGCUCAUGGACACAUUACAACUGCUCAAAGCUCAUGGACACAUUGCAAAUGUUGAAAUGUUACGGACACAUUACAACUGCUCAAAGCUUACGGACACAUUACAACUGCUCAAAGCUUACGGACACAUUACAACUGCUCAAAGCUCAUGGAUACAUUACAACUGCUCAAAGCUUACGGACACAUUACAACUGCUCAAAGCUUACGGACACAUUACAACUGCUCAAAGCUCAUGGACACAUUACAACUGCUCAAAGCUUACGGACACAUUACAACUGCUCAAAGCUCAUGGACACAUUACAACUGCUCAAAGCUCAUGGACACAUUGCAAAUGUUGAAAUGUUACGGACACAUUACAACUGCUCAAAGCUUAUGGACACAUUACAACUGCUCAAAGCUCAUGGACACAUUACAACUGCUCAAAGCUUACGGACACAUUACAACUGCUCAAAGCUCAUGGACACAUUACAACUGCUCAAAGCUCAUGGACACAUUGCAAAUGUUGAAAUGUUACGGACACAUUACAACUGCUCAAAGCUCAUGAACACAUUACAACUGCUCAAAGCUUACGGACACAUUACAACUGCUCAAAGCUCAUGGACACAUUACAACUGCUCAAAGCUUACGGACACAUUACAACUGCUCAAAGCUCAUGGACACAUUACAACUGCUCAAAACUUACGGACACAUUACAACUGCUCAAAGCUCAUGGACACAUUACAACUGCUCAAAACUUACGGACACAUUACAACUACUCAAAGCUCAUAG